ACAUAAAUAGCAAUCAAAUAAUCCUAUAUACUGGGAAAAAUAAUGGCUAAAAAAGCAGGAAAAGGGUUUAUCCUUGUAUGCCUUCAACUCUUGCUCUGUUUCUCUCAAAUCAAUUGGAUAAGAGCUAAAGGGGAGGAUGGAAGUGAUGAUGAGAUAAAAGGUAUGUUUGUAUUUGGGAGCUCUUUGGUGGACAAUGGCAACAACAACUACCUUGAAAACUCGACGGCUAAAGCUGAUUUCUUACCCUAUGGGAUAGACUUUCCAAAGGGACCAUCUGGCCGAUUUACAAAUGGAAAAAAUGUGAUCGAUUUACUAGGUGAAAUGCUGAAGCUUCCCUGCCUUAUUCCACCCUUUUCUGACCCUUCAACAAAGGGAAGCAAAGUGGUUCAUGGUGUCAACUUUGCCUCUGGUGCUUCUGGUAUUUUGGAUGAUACUGGUUUUCUAGCAGGGCAAGUGAUAAGCCUAAAUCAACAAAUAAGGAACUUCGAGACGGUGACGUUGCCGGAAGUGAAAAAUCAAUUGGGGGUUAAUAGAAGAGAGAAUAGGAAAGCGGCGAAAAAGUACAUGUUCAUAAUGGGAACGGGAGGCAACGACUAUUUAUUCAACUACUUUGCGAGAAAAGGGGAGUACAAUGUCAGCCUUGAAACCUUCACUGCCAAUCUCACCACCUCUCUUUCCCUUCAACUCAAGAAGUUGUACAGGUUAGGAGCAAGGAAGUUUGUAUUGAUGUCAAUAUAUCCGCUUGGAUGUUCUCCAAUGUUGAAUGCAAUGCGUAAAGAUGGGUGCAUCGAAGUUAUGAACCAGGCGGCGAUUCUCUUCAAUGAUGGGUUGAAAUCAAUAAUAGAUGCGGCUAAAUCUGACAUGCCAACUUCUAAUCUUGUUUUGGUCAACUCUUACAAUAUUGUAACUGAUAUCAUCCAAAACCCUAGUUCCAAAGGUUUCAAAGAUGCUAACAAUCCAUGUUGUGAAGUGGUGCCAUUGACACAAUUAGCAGGCAAUGGAGUUUCAUGCAAAAAAGGUGGGAGGAUAUGUAUGGACAGGAGUGCUCAUGUGUUUUUUGAUGGGCUUCAUCCCACUGAAAAAGUGAAUGUGGAAAUAGCAACCAAGGCUUUCAGUUCUGAUCUCAAAACCGAAGUUUAUCCCAUUAAUGUUAAUCAACUUGCCCAACUUUAAGUUACAUUUCCAAGCUUCACAUGUAUGUAUAUCGUUUUCCAUAACUUUCUUCUACAUGUGGGGAUUGUAUCUUUCGACCUUAAUCAAACAUGAAUAAAGUCAAAAUAAGCUCCUCUCGAAAA
Gossypium raimondii (Peruvian cotton) is the source of this 1295-nucleotide messenger RNA. Its product is annotated as GDSL esterase/lipase At1g29670. Bases 43 to 1173 code for a protein of 376 amino acids. The transcript has 4 exons. The record is from RefSeq and is a predicted model, not a curated record. NCBI's taxonomy places the organism in Eukaryota, Viridiplantae, Streptophyta, Magnoliopsida, Malvales, Malvaceae. Gene Ontology annotation, molecular function: hydrolase activity, acting on ester bonds.